GCGGAGUUUUGUGUCCGGCAAAUCUCUUGGGACCUGGUUGGCUUUUCGGGUUUUCGGCGAAUUCCUUGUGUUUCGGUUGGCUUACUUGUUUGUUUGUGUGAUUUCAGUUAUGGUUCUUCUAAUCUAUGUUUCUCAUCUUUAGCGAUUGUUGAUGCUUUGGUUUGUUGGUUUCUUUAGGGCCUUAGCACGGUGACUACUACCACAAAACACUCCUUUGACAAGCAUGAUGCAGGGGUAAUGACGAUGGCCAGCUUUCGGCUCGUCCGUCAUUAAGUGGUCCAAAUAACUAUUUGUAAUUUUUAUUAUUUUAGUGUUUUGUAUUGCUAGGUCGCUGAUCCUUCGAAAGAAAAAACUUCGAUCGGUGAUUAUCAUGUCGUACCUGCCAGUUUAACGAACUGACGCCAUGCGGAGGUCAAAUUGCUGGGUUGUACUCAAUCAGCCCACCUUCUGCGCUAGCUGCCUCCCAACAUCCACUUAAACAAGCACUGAUCAGAAAUUCAGAAGCAUUCUUCUUCCUUGUUACUCUAUUUUAUUUUCCUAAAUCCGGACGUACGCGCUCAUCUUCAUUUCAUUAAGUACAAGUGUGCGCCGUCAAGCCUAUAAAUAGACGUGCACAGGGCACAGCACUUCACCACCGCAAUCCAACUAGGCGCUAGUUGCAAUCCUCAAGAGCGCAGUAGUGUCUGAUUUCAUAUACACAAGAGAAUCGAGCAUGGGUAAGGUUGCUGCGACUCUGGUCGUCCCUGCGUUGCUCAUGGCAUUGGCUUUCUGCCAAGCUGCUGGCUACUACGAGCCUCCUAGCCCCGGUAAGUGCGGGCUCACCGUCGGGUACUACCACGAAAGCUGCCCGCACGCCGAGGACAUUGUCAAGGGCGUCGUCGCAGAAGCUGUCCGCCGGAACCCCGGCAUCGGCGCCGGCCUCAUCCGUAUGCUCUUCCACGACUGCUUCGUCGAGGGCUGCGACGCGUCCGUCCUGCUGGACCCGACGCCGGCCAACCCGCAGCCGGAGAAGCUGAGCCCGCCCAACUUCCCGAGCCUCCGCGGCUUCGAGGUGAUCGACGCGGCAAAGGACAUCCUCGAGAAGGCCUGCCCGGGCGUCGUCUCCUGCGCCGACAUCGUCGCCUUCGCCGCGCGCGACGCCUCCUUCUUCCUAAGCAAGCGCGGGCGCGGCGUGGCGUUCCAAAUGCCGGCGGGCCGCCUGGACGGCCGCGUCUCCAUUGCCUCGCGCGCGCUCGACCUCCUCCCGCCGCCCACCUUCGGCCUCGCGCAGCUCGUGGACAACUUCGCAGCCAAGGGGCUCAGCGCCGAGGACAUGGUGGUGCUCUCGGGGUCACACACCGUGGGCCGCUCCCACUGCUCGUCCUUCGUGCCCGACCGCCUCGCCGUGCCCUCUGACAUCGACCCGGCGCUCGGCACGUCGCUGAGGGGCCAGUGCCCGGCGAGCCCGAGCCCGGCUGACGACCCCACAGUGGUGCAGGACGUCGUGACGCCCGGCAAGCUCGACAACCAGUACUACAAGAACGUGCUGGCGCACAAGGUGCUCUUCACCUCCGACGCGGCGCUCCUGGCCUCGGCGGAGACGGCCAAGAUGGUGCUGGACAACGCCAACAUCCCCGGGUGGUGGGAGGACCGCUUCGAGGUUGCCAUGGUGAAGAUGGCCAGCAUCGAGGUCAAGACCGGCCGCGGCGACGGCGAGGUCAGGAGGAACUGCCGGGUUGUCAACUACUAGCUCUAAUCGUCAUCAAUUCUAUCUUAUUCGUGCGUGUGCCGCUCUUGAUUCUGCUUGCUUAAUUCGUUUAAGUGUAUGUAUUUCAUUUCCUUUGUACGCGGUACGGCGACCAUGUACUUGCUUGUACUACUGUAUCAUCAUUUGCAGAUUGGAAUAGCAAUAACAAUGAGUCCGGCUACGGCUUAGUCCAUCUCAAGCCACCAAA
Brachypodium distachyon (stiff brome) is the source of this 1934-nucleotide messenger RNA. Its product is annotated as peroxidase 2. Gene Ontology annotation, molecular function: heme binding; peroxidase activity. NCBI's taxonomy places the organism in Eukaryota, Viridiplantae, Streptophyta, Magnoliopsida, Poales, Poaceae. Bases 713 to 1729 code for a protein of 338 amino acids. Gene Ontology annotation, cellular component: plant-type cell wall; plasmodesma. Gene Ontology annotation, biological process: hydrogen peroxide catabolic process; response to oxidative stress. The transcript is spliced from 2 exons. The record is from RefSeq and is a predicted model, not a curated record.